Lindgomyces ingoldianus is the source of this 3868-nucleotide messenger RNA. Its product is annotated as GDPD-domain-containing protein. Gene Ontology annotation, molecular function: glycerophosphocholine phosphodiesterase activity; protein binding. Gene Ontology annotation, biological process: glycerophospholipid catabolic process. The transcript is spliced from 8 exons. Lineage: Eukaryota; Fungi; Ascomycota; Dothideomycetes; Pleosporales; Lindgomycetaceae. Bases 132 to 3398 code for a protein of 1088 amino acids. The record is from RefSeq and is a predicted model, not a curated record.
CGUGUGCGCCGCUGCCACAGGACCUAAACGCGGCAGGGUUCACGGAGGGCUCAGGGCUCAGGGCUCGCCCCCAGGGAUACACAGCCCACCAGUCCUCCUGCCAUCGCUCAACCUAACACACACCUGCCAACAUGCGCUUCGGCCGCAAUCUCUACCAGAACCGCAUUCCGGAGUGGGCUCCAUUCUAUAUCGAUUACUAUGGCUUAAAGAGACGCAUCAAGUUGGCCACCGAGCAUGCCCUUGCUGACCAUCAGGCUGAGGUUGACUUGGCAGCCUUUUCCGUCGCCUUGAAGCACGAGGUUCAGAAGGUCCAGACUUUCUACACUAAGCAGCAUCACCGUCUUCGUCUAAACUAUCAGGGCGUUGUGCGCCUGUAUGAGAAGGACGGAGCCAUUGUCCCGGGAGAGCUCAAUCGCCCUGAGCAAAUAUUUGUUUUGGGCUCUUGUCUUGAGUACAGUCGGGACCUGAGACGACUUAGAUGGUACGCCGGGGUCAACAGCGAUGCUUUGGAAGCUCUGUCCCGCAAGUUGGACGUCAUUGCGUCUAAAACGGGUUACGCAAGGCUCAACACUGCAGCCUAUGAAUUCGUCAGCCAGCUGGAGACCCUUCGCGAAAUGGAGGAGAUCGAUGCUAUUGUUCUGAAGCUCCAGUCAACUGCUUGUGGCGCCAAGGACCCGUCGUUCCUUCUCCGCCAGAUAAGCGCCCAAUUAUCCAUACAUGUUGACGAGCGGUUGAGAGAUGCCUUAGUGACAGACAACGCCAAGGACCUCGUGGAAUUUUUGCAUUCAUCUGACUUGCCUUCACUUUUUAAACAAACCUUGCUGUAUGAAGCGAUACUGCAACAGUCAAGAGAAUGUGCUCUGCAAAUCCUUCAAUGGAUAGGUUCCAAUCUGCAAGAUGUCGCCAUGGGGACACAUCGCAAUUGUAUCCAUACUCUGGUUAUAAUGGCUUGUCAUCAACAUGGUCUAACUUCUCAUGGCGGCAAUCGUGAACGCUACCGAGCACUCAUGGAUGGAUAUAUGGGCGAAUAUGACGAUAGUAGUUCCAUGCUUUCCUUCAUGCUCAAUAGCCUCGACAAUGAGCAACGGUUAGCGAUCGUCCAAAAGGAUUACCGUGGGCGGAUUCCUUUACAUUACGCCGCCGAAGCCGGGCACCCCCGCAUCGCCCAAGCCCUUCUUCAUUCAAUGGACAAGUGGGACCUUUUGCGACCUCAGCUCCCAUUUGAUCUUUUCAGGCAUUCCUUUUUCGACAAUGGCCACCACUCCGCCCUUCAUCUGAGCAUUAUGAAUGGUCACGCAGAGACAACGCGAGCGCUGCUUGCAUCGGCCGAAUCUAUCGAGCGCGGGCAGCCCGAAAGGGAAGCCCUCGGUGAUAUGCUAGCAGAUCUCCUACAUACAGCUCUGUUAUCUCAUUUCACGGAGAUAGUUGAAGCCUUGCUAGACACAGGGCUUGUCAAUCUGAAUUACGUUCAGCCAAACGGAGAGACAGCCCUGUUCAUCGCAUCGCGCGCGGGCUCCGUAGAAUAUAUCAAUAUGCUCGUCCAGAAUCGCUCUCACCAAGCAGUAAAUCCUAAUGUGGCUGAAAAGUCUUAUGGUUGGACGCCCCUUAUAGUGGCUUGCGUUUUGGGGCAUAAGGCAGCAGUAGAAGCCCUCCUUAACAUAGAAGUAGACGAGAACCAUUCGGAUGCAUUUGGGUGGACAGCACUGGAUCACGUCGCUUUUCGGGGAUUCUGGCCGAUCUCCAACUUGCUGCAGCCGGCUACCUCGGGUUGGCCCCGGCGGGUACCAAAACUCCUGUUACCGAAGACGAAUGCGCUUCCUCCCUGUGCCCCGAGUACCAGUCGUGUUUUUGUUAAUCUUGGGGCACUGAACGCCAGGAAACCUCGGCCAGCCAUUGAUCUCUCGCCGUACCUCCUGAGAUAUCCCUUCAAUCCUUAUCCCGAAACCCGGUUUUCGGUUAGGGUCUGCGGUUUAGGAAUGGACGGACAUGGCGGUUCCAUGCAUCUACCUAUUCUGGAUGACAAGACGAAUUAUCCCUUUGUUUUUCAAACUGAUGAUGUCCGGAACGCGAAGCUUGUGUUCAAAAUUUACCGUCGAUCUUCAGCGUCACCGAAUGCAGAUAUUCAUAUUGGGACCGCGGUUGGCCUCUUGGAAGAGCUUGGCAACUCACUUGGUCCAGGAAGGGAAAGCCUGUUCCGAGAUCAUCAGAUCCCUAUUAUAGGAUCCGAGGCUGGAGAAUUCAUUGGGACAUUAACUAUGAACUUUCUAUUAGUGAAGCCGUUCCCCGAUCCGCGCAUGCCCCCAAGCUCCAAGGGACACCAAUGUAUUCGGAACUCAAAUAGAAAGAUCACACUCAUCGGACAUAGAGGGUUGGGUAUGAACUCCCCAGCCUUCAAGCGUAUUCAAAUAGGGGAGAACACCAUUCAGUCUUUCCAGUCUACCAUCGAUUUAGGCGUAUCAUAUGUUGAGGUAGACGUGCAACUAACCCGAGACCAUGUUCCUGUCAUAUAUCAUGAUUUUUUUAUAAGUGAAAGCGGAGCUGACAUAGCUCCACACAAUCUUAGCUUUGAUCAGUUUAUGUGCAUUAGUGACAUGCAGAAGCCAUCAAAUGGAGCAAAACCUCCAUAUAGGAUUGGAGCUGGGGCUCAAGACGUUGAAGCGGACGAAGCUCUACCUCCAUCUGCUCUGCGUCAGCGCUCGCAAUCCUUCGGCACCAUCGAGGACUGCCGUACUCGAGACUUCUUGGCGCGUAUCAAGCACACACAUGAGUUCAAGGUCAAAGGAUUUAAAGGCAACAUUCGCGGAGCACAUAUCCACGAUUCAUUCACUACGCUAGAGGAGUUGCUGCGGAACCUUCCUGAAACAGUUGCAUUUGACAUAGAACUAAAGUACCCCAUGCUUUGGGAGGCUGAAGACUGGAAGAUGGACCUCUACGGCGUGGAAUUCAACCUCUACAUUGACACCAUCCUGGAUCUGAUCUACAAAUACGGUGGCAACCGCUCCAUUCUCUUCACGUCAUUCAGUCCCGAGCUCUGCAUUCUAGCCGCACAUAAACAAGAUACGUAUCCAGUCAUGUUCCUCAACGAGUCGAACUUGUUUCCAACCGGAGACGUGCGCGCAAGCAAUCUCCAAGAAGCAAUUCAAUUCGCACGCCAUUGGAAUCUUCCUGGCGUAGUCAUGUCUUCGGAGCCAUUCGUCACAAGUCCGAAACUCGUCCAAUUUGUGAAGGACGCUGGGUUGAUUUGCUGGUCCUUCGGGGCGUUGAACAAUGAUCCGGAGAAUGCUAGGGCUCAAGCUGCCGCCGGUCUCGAUGCUAUCAUUGUGGAUAGUGUCGCAUUGAUCAACCACAGCUUUAAAGAUGAAUUGAAUACAGCGAAAAAGGAGGAGAAGAAAGCUUGAGACGUUCGAGGUCUUGUCUGCUAGUUCACAACAUAUCGCGAGACAUUCCACAACGUUACAGCUCGGUUAAACGGCCUGGCACUGUUCAUAGAGCCAGGACUGGAUAUUUUCUCCGGACUCCAACCUGCUGCCCCUUUGUUUCCAUUUCCCCCAAACGACUACAUACGCGGUAUAGAACCGCUGGGGAGGAGAAAACCGAAGCACUCAUGUAAGGUAGCUAGGGCAAGUUCAUGUCCGGACGGUUUGUACACUUCGUCACAAACGAUUUUGAUUUUUCACGCAGAACGACACCCGGCCCUCCAACUAUGUCGGUGACACACCAGAUCGUCGCUCUGAAACGCAUUCGUGAGCUUUAACGAUCCACACUCAUGCUAUCGCAUUAUAAACCCUUCCUUGGUGCGGAAGAAAUAUUACCUACCUCUACUCCGCGCUGCCAACUCAUAAUUCAGAAGCCUUCGUGUCGCCUACGG